CUCCCGCAGCCCAGCAUGGCGAAGGCAGCCGCGGGGCUCUGCGCCCUCCUCCUCCUCCUCCUCCUCGCUUGUCUCUGCUGCCAGAGCCCGGCACAGAGAGCCCCGGCCGUGCCGGACAAGUGCUGCUUCAACUUCCAGAUGAGAAGGAUCAAGAGGGACAACAUUGUCGCUUGCUACCCCACCAGCCCCGAGUGCCCGCACAAGGCAGUGAUCUUCAGGGUGAGGAGUGGGAAGGAGAUCUGCACCCAGGCGAGCAGGGCCUGGGUAAAGAAGUACCAGCAGAGCUUCCCGGUCAGCUCCUUCUCCAUUCCCAGCUAGCGGGGCGGCCGGAGGCAGCACAAGGAGUCCCCUCCAUGGGGAACAGGACACUGCAAAGGUCACCCCUUAGCAGAGGUGGCUGCAGGGACCCCAUGUUUGGGUAUAGCAGCUCAUCGGGGAUAUCCUUCCCAUCACGUUAUGACAACCACCGCCACCUUCCCAAAGGCAAAGGGCAGCAUCGCACUGGGAUGAGGUGUGCUGGCCCCAUGGGGCGCUGGGGUCCAGCCCUGCUGUCAGCCCCAUGCUUUCAGCCUUGCUUUCCAUGCAGGCAGCUGCCUGCACCUCUCACAGGCAGCAGUGGCAUGUCAAGGCUGUGCUCGCUGGCCUGGCAGCAGCAGGGGGGUUAAGGGGAAGCAGCUCCAUGGUUCUCUGUUGUACAACACACAGAAGGGAAUUAAAUGUCAUCUCAUGCAUGCAAACA
Molecule: messenger RNA, 739 nt
Organism: Pezoporus flaviventris
Lineage: Eukaryota; Metazoa; Chordata; Aves; Psittaciformes; Psittacidae
Product: C-C motif chemokine 4-like
Exons: 3
Coding region: 16-318 (100 amino acids)
Biological process (GO): cellular response to type II interferon; lymphocyte chemotaxis; neutrophil chemotaxis
Cellular component (GO): extracellular region
Molecular function (GO): CCR chemokine receptor binding; chemokine activity
Source: RefSeq, a predicted model, not a curated record